AUGGAUGUUUGCGAUUUUGUUGGCGGUGUGAAAGUGGAGGAUAAUGCGGUGAUUGUGAAACUCCGGAGUUUGAAAUGCGUUGCGAAGGUUUUUCGUGUUGUUGAGUUUUGCUUUGUGGUUCUUUUGUUGUUGUGGAUUUCUACUCGUUUGCCUUUUGCGAUGAGGAUUUCCGGCGAGUAUUUUCGUCAAAUUGUCGGUUUAAUACUUAGUCCUGUUUUCAUUUUCAUCCUAUGCAACUUCAUUGUCCUCAUUCUCCUCUUGAAGUCCGGCCUCCACUCCGGAGACUCUUCGAUUUUCCGGAAUGUCGCCGGAGCUGAAGUUCUCUAUGACUCGUUUCUCAAAAACACCGAGUUUUCAGCUGAUUUCUCGUCCGGAAACUCUUCUCUGGUUCCGGAAAUUGAAGCUCGAGAUAUUGUGUAUGAAGACAAACAGACGAUUUUUGAAGAGAGCACAGUGACAAAUCAGAAAUCAUUCGGUUCCGAAGAACUGGAAACGGUUAUGAACAAGGCAUUGACGAAACCGAAAGUACCGAGGAGAACUCAAUCGGAGAAGCUGAAUGAGGAAAAAAUUUCCGUAAAGUUCCGGAGAUCGGAGACGGAGAAAUGCCGGAAAGUCACAAAUCCCGGUGAUUCUGUAUCGCCGGAGACAGUUCAUGAAGUAGACGAAUUAAGCAACGAAGAGUUUCAGAAAGCCAUAGAAAAUUUCAUUGCAAAGCAAACCAAAUUUCAUCAACAAGAGAAAUUCCCCAUUGUCCUCCAUAGCCAAGCUUAA
Solanum tuberosum (potato) is the source of this 771-nucleotide messenger RNA. RefSeq lists its product as uncharacterized. NCBI's taxonomy places the organism in Eukaryota, Viridiplantae, Streptophyta, Magnoliopsida, Solanales, Solanaceae. The record is from RefSeq and is a predicted model, not a curated record. The transcript has a single exon. Bases 1 to 771 code for a protein of 256 amino acids.